GCAGCACAUGCCAGGUAUGUGAAUGACCCCAUAUUCGCUAAGGUUCUUGCACACCCGAAUGACCAUAAACUGUUUGCAGUUCAUGAUGAGCUCAUCUGGCACAAGACCACUUCACAGAUGGAGGUACUGUGCAUACCCCAUGUCAAGGUAGAUGAUCAGUCACUCACCGAGAUUAUCAUCGAUGAGGGCCAUACUGUCACAGUAUUAAAUGCAAGGCAUACUGGUGACUAUGUCCAUCACUGGUACUGGUGGCCGGACAUCGGAAAAGAGAUUGCAUGA
This is a messenger RNA of Laetiporus sulphureus 93-53, 279 nucleotides long. RefSeq lists its product as uncharacterized. NCBI's taxonomy places the organism in Eukaryota, Fungi, Basidiomycota, Agaricomycetes, Polyporales, Laetiporaceae. The annotation marks the transcript as partial. The transcript has 2 exons. The record is from RefSeq and is a predicted model, not a curated record.